This is a messenger RNA of Hypoxylon trugodes, 12287 nucleotides long. RefSeq lists its product as uncharacterized. Gene Ontology annotation, molecular function: transcription coregulator activity; protein binding. The record is from RefSeq and is a predicted model, not a curated record. Lineage: Eukaryota; Fungi; Ascomycota; Sordariomycetes; Xylariales; Hypoxylaceae. The transcript has 4 exons. The coding region runs from base 404 to 12004 and encodes 3866 amino acids. Gene Ontology annotation, cellular component: SAGA complex; NuA4 histone acetyltransferase complex; nucleus. Gene Ontology annotation, biological process: regulation of DNA-templated transcription; DNA repair.
CGAGUUUUUGAGCUAGGUACUCCAAAAUCUUGACUCUUAACUCUUAACUCGUAAAUCGCCAAUCGUCAACCCCAGCCCAACACCCAUACUUUUUUCUUUACGAUCUUUCUAGUUUUAUUUCGUGAUACCCCCAAUCAUUUGAUUUUUACGUACUACGGGCGUACGAAUUGAGGCUUAAGUUUUUUAGUACCGUCGCGUUCCCUCCGUUUCUCCCCACGCGACAUUCAAGUUCGUCGCAUCUAACGAUACCGUCGAGUUCCUAGCGAGAACUUGUUCGUUAACCUAUUUACCGACGACCACCCAUUUUCCACCGAAAUAACGGCGUCGCAUCGAACUCAUGAAUUACGUAUGAGCCUUACAUGACACAGCUAGGUUACACAUCGCGCGUGCGGGGGCGGCAGCCAUGUCGGGGCAAGCGCUUGAGGAUAUCAUCAAGAGGUUAACGACUCAAGAAACUGAACCCAAAUCAAAACUCGAUGCCGCUACGUCGCUACGAGACAGCCUCGAUGUCUACACGAACGGCCCGCAUUAUGCCGUCUUCCUCAAGCGGGUGAUGCCCUUAUUCAUCAUAAUAUUACGAGGGCCAUGCCUAUUCCAAAGCACAUCGCCGGAGCAGAAACUCCGGAACUGCGUUCUCGAGAUCCUCCACCGACUCCCGACCCACCAGACACAGACUUUGCCGGAGUCUUUCGAACCCUAUGCCGAAGAAGUCGUUGAUAUACUAAUGAGCCUGGUUCGAAACGAUAACGAAGACAAUGCCACCCUAUGCGUCAAAAUCAUCUCGGAUAUUAUGCGACACCAGCAUAAGAUUCUCCACGGGAAGGUCCAGCCUUUCUUGGAUUUGAUACAAGAGCUUUUUGAGCAGAUGGAGAAGGUCGUGAGAGAGCAACUCGAUAAUACAGCCACACCGUUUAAUGCGUCCGGUCCGCCUUCCACACCUGGCAGUACCCAGACCAACUUCCAGUCCCCAAGGCCCGGAUCACCAGUCGCAUCUGUCACAGACUUAGGCCAGGAUCUUCAACAGCAAAGCCGACCCUUGUUGAAAGGAAUGCAGUCUUUCAAGGUCCUUUCAGAGUGCCCGAUUAUUGUUGUAUCCGUAUUUCAAACGUACAGGAAUAUCAUCCAACAAAAUGUUAAGGCAUUCGUUCCCCUGAUCAAGGCAGUUCUCUGCCUUCAGGCCAAGGCACAGGAGCAAGCUCAUGCUGAAGCGAAAGCGAGAGGUACCGUCUUCGCGGGAGUCAGCCCGAAUAUCAAGAAUCGUGCAGCGUUUGGUGAAUUCAUCACGGCCCAAGUUAAGACUAUGAGUUUUUUAGCAUAUCUGCUUCGCCAAUAUUCUAGUCAGCUCGCCGAUUUCUUGCCCACACUACCGGAAAUCGUCGUUCGCCUACUUCGGGAUUGCCCGAGAGAGAAGUCUGCUGCUCGUAAGGAGUUGCUGGUUGCAAUUCGCCAUAUUAUAAAUUUCAACUUCCGAAAAAUAUUCCUCCCCAAGAUUGACGAGCUCUUGGAAGAGAAGACGCUGAUUGGUGAUGGCUUAACCGUCUAUGAUACACUGAGACCGUUGGCAUAUAGUAUGCUGGCCGAUUUGAUCCAUCACGUUCGCGAUUCACUCAAUCCGGAACAGAUCCGAAAGACGGUCGAAGUUUAUACUAGGAACUUACAGGAUAACUUCCCAGGUACUAGUUUUCAGACGAUGAGCGCGAAACUAUUGUUGAACAUGGCGGAAUGCAUAGCAAAGAUGCAGAAACAAGUCGAUGCACGGCACUAUUUGCUCAUGAUUCUCAAUGCGAUUGGUGAUAAAUUCGCGGCGAUGAACAGGCAGUACCCUAAUGCUGUGAAACUUUCUAAGCUCUAUGCGCAGCAAGCCGCCGACCAGGUCCCCGACACGUAUCUUGCAGAUAAGGAGCAUCAUCCUGAGUGGGAUGAAACUGACAUCUUCACGGCCAUGCCGAUCAAGACAUCGAACCCCCGUGAUCGUGGGACCGACCCCGUGGCAGACAAUAAGUUUCUCUUCAAGAAUCUUAUGAAUGGUCUUAAGAAUACCUUCUACCAGCUGAGAACGUGCAAUGGAUCGCUGCAGAUUGACCCGAAAAACGCACCACAGCAUUGGCAGGAGGUUUCCUAUGGAUUUUCUGCCGAGGAGGUUAAGGUCAUAAUUAAGCUCUUCCGAGAAGGUGCUUACGUCUUCCGUUACUAUGAAAUCGAGAAGCCGGCAGCGGAGUCACAGUAUGCUUCACCUGUGGAGUAUAUGGCCAACUUUUACAUGGUGUCUAGUAGCAAGGAGGAAAAGGACCUUCUUGAGACUUUCGCUACGGUAUUUCAUUGUAUCGACCCAGCCGCAUUCCACGAGGUAUUCCAACAGGAAAUCCCUCGACUCUAUGAGAUGAUCUUCGAGCAUACGGCUCUGUUGCAUAUCCCCCAAUUCUUCUUGGCAAGUGAGGCUACAUCACCAAGCUUCUGUGGCAUGCUUCUGAAGUUUUUGAUGGAGCGAAUUGACGAUGUGGGUUCGGCCGACGUAAAAAGGUCGUCGAUUCUCUUACGUCUAUUCAAGCUUGCGUUCAUGGCAGUUACCUUAUUCGCAAACCAGAAUGAGCAGGUUCUCCUCCCUCAUGUAGUGGACAUAGUCACCAAGUCAAUUGACUUGUCCACUAAAGCAGAGGAGCCCAUGAACUAUUUCCUGCUUCUCCGCUCUUUAUUCAGGAGCAUCGGAGGUGGAAAAUUUGAGCAUCUCUACAAGCAGAUUUUACCUCUUCUGGAAAUGUUGCUUGAUGUCCUGAAUAACCUGCUUAUGGCUGCUCGUAAGCCUGCAGAAAGAGAUUUGUACGUUGAACUGUGCCUUACAGUACCAGCACGACUCAGCAACCUGUUGCCGCAUCUAAGCUUCCUAAUGCGUCCGUUGGUCGUUGCGCUGAGGGCCGGUACGGAUCUCGUUGGCCAGGGGCUUAGAACUCUAGAGCUCUGCGUCGACAACCUGACGGCCGAUUACUUAGACCCAAUCAUGGCGCCCGUGAUAGAAGAUCUGAUGAAUGCACUAUUCGAGCAUUUGAAGCCGCAUCCCUAUAGUCACUUCCAUGCUCACACCACAAUGCGGAUUCUCGGCAAAUUGGGAGGCAGGAACCGGAAAUUUAUGACUGAAGCUUUACCUGUGAACUAUCAGAAGUAUGCUGAUGACCCUGCCAGUUUCGACCUUCGUCUGAUAGGAUCGAAGAAGGACCGUGCAUUCCCGGCCGAACUUGGUAUUGACUUCGCUAUCCGUAAACUAAUGGAAAUCCCAAGACCAUCAAAAGCCAACUCGGCCAGGCAAUUUGAUGGAUAUUAUAAAAAGCAAGCCCUGCAGUUGAUCAAGUCUCAGCUCAAACUUCGUGUUGGUAUCGAUCAUCUGCCUGAGGACCUGCCUCGAUUGGUUCGCCUUCAAGUACAGGAUCUCCUCGCUAGGAAACCGGCAGCCGAUUUCGCAAUAUUCAACACGUCGGACCGCGAGCGAUCUGUUGCCAAGAAAGAUGAACAAGAUGAGGUUACAAAACGCCUCAUUAAGGCUAUUAUGUAUGCAGAGUCACUUCCCGAGUUCCGAGAAGAAGCGGAUGUUUUUCUCAUGAAUCUGUGCCGGCAUUUCACCAUCAUCGAAAUCGGGCGUGGGCUUGUGGAUAUUAAGAAAGAAACGGGCCUUUUCGAUGUACAGGCGGGAGAGGGUCCCUUAUACAUCGACACUCGGGUUCUAGCGGAUGCGAUAGUCGAGUCGCUUGCUUCGGAUCUGCCUGAUGUGCGUGAUGCCGCUUUUCGAGCGAUCCGAGCGGUUUACGACUCUACUGCAACUAUUUUUGGUUCUGAACUUAAUGUAGGCCGGUUAGGAUUCUUCAGCCAUCUUAGUAAGACAUUCUGCCAUGCUUGCAAUGAGGAAGAGUGGUACACAAAAACUGGUGGCAGUCUUGGUAUCAGGUAUCUCCUGGUUGAAAUCGAUUUGGGAGAAGCUUGGGUCUUAUCCAAGCAGAUGGACUUUAUACGAGCUCUAAUGUAUGUGGUCAAGGAUAUGCCACAGGAUUUACCAGAGAAAACCAGGAAUUCGGCGCAAACGACUCUCGAAUCUCUUUUAAGGAGGAUCACUGCGAAUGUGAAGAAAGAAGAUGCAUUGCCUCCCGCGCAGCCAAACCCACCUCAUCCCAAAGCCUCGCGCUUACCGCAGAUCUGCGUACUUUUCAAUGAUGAACUGUCUCAUAUGAACAGACACGUUCGGGGAACAGCGAGACGCUCACUCGAGAUAAUUGCCAACGCAACCAACGCAGAAAUAUGGGAGCUUUUGCAACCUCACAAAGAUCGAUUAUUACAGCCUAUCUACGCCAAGCCUUUGCGGGCGUUACCGUUUUCGACUCAGAUAGGAUACAUCGAUGCGAUCGCCUAUUAUAUGAGUUUGAAGCCUGACUUUGUCUCUUUCGAUGAUCAUCUGAACCGGCUACUUAUGGAGUCGCUGGCUCUAGCCGAUGCUACGGAUGAAUCUCUGGCUGGAAAACAUGCAGAAUUUCGAACUCACGAAUCCAUUGUGAACCUUCGUGUUUCUUGCAUCAAGAUAUUGAGCAAGGCAAUGGGAUUUGACGAUUUCCAGAAGGGCCAAAACAAUCCUACGAGGACCAAAAUUGUCUCUGUGUUUUUCAAGUGCUUAUAUUCGGAAUCCAAACCUACUAUCGAGGCAGCAAACGACGCUCUGAAGGCUGUGCUCUCUCAAACCAACAAAUUACCCAAGGACUUACUACAGCAAGGACUUAGGCCUGUCUUGGCUAACCUCCAGGACCCUAAGCGAUUGAGUACCCAUGGGUUGGAUAACCUUGCAAGGCUUCUUCGUCUGCUUACUACUUAUUUCAAAGUAGAAAUUGGCGCAAGGCUGCUAGAUCACAUUAAGGUCCUCGCAGACCCAAACCUUCUUCAGCAGAUCUCGUUCACAUUCUUCGAGCAGAAUAGUCAGAUGAAAGUAGUUGCGGCAGUGUUCAACAUUUUCUAUCUCCUACCGCCCGCUGCAGAGCAAUUCAAGGAACGACUUAUCGACACCUGCUUGGAACUUGAGGAUAAACUACGCCGUACCCACCACAGCCCCUUCCGAGCUCCGUUAUAUAAGUAUCUUAACCGUUACCCAGCUGAAUCCUGGGGUUUCUUAUUGAGCAAAUUGGAAGAUUUGAAAUACGGUCGAUUCCUCGCCCAGGUCCUCUUGCAUCCAGAAAGCAAGCCACUAAGAGAACAUGCGGCCGCCAAUAUUGAUGGGUUGAUCAGUUUCUGUACCCAGGUUGUGAAUGCCACUAAAGAGACAAGAUUCGUAGCUGUCGUUAACACAAUCAAUGUCCUCGAUUCACUAAGCCAAAAUGCUAACACGCAAGGUUGGCUGGAACGAAAAGACAUAAUUGGAUGGCUGAGGCAAGUCGGUAAGGAGCUUGAGCGCCACUUACGAACUAAUAGUUUACCGCCGAACCUACGACUGCCCGCUGAUCAAGCGGCUGAGCAACUUAUGGGCAUCUUCACCAAAGCCCUAUCACUAAACCCUAGAGAUCUAGAUGCCCUCUUUAGCCUCGUGGACUCGGUUACUUCAGAAGAGUUGCGUGCUACGCCAUCUCUAUUUGACUUCCUCUAUAAUCAUGUCAUCCGUAGCGAAUCUAUCGACUACUGGAAAUCCGUGAUACUCCGUUGUCUCGACAUUUAUGCUGGGAAGAACUCUACCCAGAAAACGAAAUGCUUCCUCCUGCGCAACGUCGUCAAUCCCAUUGUCGCCAUGGAUGUCAUGCGUCAUUGGAAUCAGCCUAGAGCCCAAAGAUUGGUGGAUCGCGCGGUUAUUGAGUCCAUCAACGUUAAGAUUUGGAAAGUCAAUCCCGGCGAUCCACAAGAGGAUCUGGCACAACCAGGCAUUGAUCACACAAGAAUGGAAGUUCUCCAACUUUCUGCUAUGCUAGUGAAGUAUCACCAUUCCAUUCUUCAAGAUGCCAGGAAGGAUAUCAUCAAGUUUGGUUGGACCUACAUCAGGCUGGAUGACGUGAUCAACAAGCAUGCGGCAUACGUUGUGAUAGGGUAUUUCAUCGCGCAUUAUGAGACGCCUCCAAAGAUUGUCACCCAGGUGUAUUACUCAUUGCUUAGGACCAAUCAGAAUGAAGGGCGUGCGCUGGUUACACAAGCGCUCGAAUUGAUGGCACCCGUCCUACCUCAACGCUGUACAGCAAUGCAAGGCGACCGUGGUGCCGGAGAUCGCAACGCCGUUUGGGCCAUGGCACCACGCCGCAUCUUGGCCGAGGAAGGACAAAAUGUUCAGCAAAUGACGAGCAUUUUCCACUUCUUGGUUCGACACCCAGAUCUCUUCUACGAAUCUAGAGAUAAAUUUGCUCUUCUGAUUAUCACAUCUCUUCGAAAGGUGUCUCCUUUCCAGUCAUCCUCAACCGAGAGCAAGAGACUCGCUUUGAACAUGAUGUGGCUGAUUUGGCAGUGGGAGGAAAGAAGAGUUGACGGCAAGCUUAACGACGCCAAGAGGUCAUUGUCCGAGUCACCAAAUACUAAGAAACAACGAUUAGACGGCGAACUAAUCACUUCCUCCCCGCCAGCAGCGCGGCAGGUUGCUCAGGUCGACAGAGCCGAAUUUCAGAUCCCCGGCGGCUUCCGACAGAAGAUGGUUAAGUAUCUCAUUGAAUUCAUUGCGCAACUAAAUGAGAGAUAUCCGCUACCUUCUGCGAAGCCAAGGGAUAUCGCAUUGACCUCUGGACCCGCCCUUCCAAGUCAGUCUACUGAGUUGUGCAAGAAGGCAAUGUCACUUCUUUAUAACCUCUUGCAACCGCGAUACUGGGGCGAUCUUGAUGUUGACUUAUUCCCGAAUAUCACCGAAGCUGUCCUAGCUAGCGAAAAAACUCAGAAGAUCCUAACUGCUGACCCAUCCGACAAAGACAACUAUGAUGAGAGGUUUAUAACUAACAUCCUGAACACCUUACAGGUGGUGAGGAUUAUCCUCAACUUCAAAUCUGACGAGUGGAUUCAGAAGAAUAUGUCGUCAGUCCAGAAAGUUAUUGAGAAGUGCCUCAAGUCAGAAAAUCCAGAGCUACAGGAUUCUCUUCAUCUAGCAGAUAAAAAGUACGACGAUGGACGCGAUGUGAAAUCAACCGUUCAGCGAAUUCUUGAUGCUGUGCCGGAGGAUGUUCCAAUGGAAGACGCAGACGCCGAGGGAGAAUCUGAAGCUCCUACCUCGGAGAUUAUCACGUUCCUGUCCAACGUUGCGACGGAGUCGCUAACAGCUUCCAACUAUGUAUCUGGAGUGAAUGUUCUAUGGUCUCUAGGACAACGGAAACCUUCGGUCAUAGACCAACAUAUCGUGUCCUUGAUGAAGGCAUUACAGACCAAACUCGCGAGAGAGCACGUCCAGCACUAUGCGAGCGUAGCCGCACACCAGCAGAUGAGCAUGAGCAACAUGCGGCCUCAGGACCAAAAUCCACAACCUGGAGAGUUGUCACAAUACGAUCUCAACAUCCAGACUGAUCUGAUGAUCAAGGCCAUUCAAGUGAUUGCAAUGCGCAUGGAAAUCCUUGGUGACAACCGUCGACCCUUCUUGAGCGUUCUAGCAACACUGGUUGAGAAGUCACAGCACAUCCCACUCUGUGAAAAGAUCCUUGAUAUGGUAGAGGGCUGGGUGUUCCGAUCUGAUGGCACAUGGCCGACACUUAAGGAGAAGACCGCGGUUUUACAUAAAAUGCUUUCCUUUGAACAUCGAAGCGACCCGACAAUGCUAGGAAAAUUCCUCGAGCUGGUAAUCCGCAUUUAUGAGGAUCCAAAAAUCACGCGAACUGAACUUACCGUUCGCAUGGAACAUGCCUUUUUAAUUGGAACCCGAGCUCAGGACGUUGAUAUGCGGAACCGAUUCCUGACAAUAUUCGACAAGAGUUUAUCUAAGACAGCAACAGCACGACUAUCGUAUGUCAUUAGUUCGCAGAACUGGGAUACACUUGCAGACUCCUUCUGGUUAGCACAAGCCGGUCAACUUCUCCUAGGAGCUGUGGAAAUGAAUUCUAGCAUUCAACUACAUCAUCAAGACUUCCGAACACUUCCAGCAUCUGUCGUGUUUGGUGUUUACUCUAGGGACACUAGAGAACCCUCCUCAAUGGUUGAUGACAAAUAUGAGACAUUCAUGGCCAAUCACCGUCGUUUUGUUGCCGAACUAGGAGAUGUUAAAGUUCGAGACAUCAUAGAGCCUUUGACUCAACUUCAACAUAUUGACUCCAAUUUGUCUCAUAAUCUUUGGGUCACACUAUUCCCGAUGUUCUGGUCAGCUACUGCCAAAGAGGAAAAGACGGAUCUCGAAAAGGCUCUAGUAGUGCUCCUUUCGAAGGAUUUCCAUUCUCGACAAAUUGACAAGAGACCCAACGUAGUACAGACUCUAUUAACGGGAGCCGCUAAAGCGUGGCCCGAGUGCAAGAUCCCCCCACACAUCCUCAAAUUCGGCGCCAAGACUUACGACGCUUGGUAUACCGCCCUAGUUCAGCUAGAAAAUGCGGCUAUCAGGCCGGAUAUCGACUCGCAUAAGGUGCGAGAGAGUAACCUUGACGCAUUAGUCGAAUUGUACUCGAGUCUGAAAGAAGAUGAUCUAUUUUACGGUACUUGGCGUCGCCGAUGCCAAUUUGUUGAAACCAAUGCAGCCCUUUCCUACGAACAGAAUGGGAUGUGGGACAAGGCCCAAAAGAUGUACGAAGCGGCCCAAAUCAAGGCUCGAACAGGUGUCAUUCCAUUCUCCCAAGGCGAAUAUAUGCUCUGGGAUGAUCAUUGGGUUCUCUGCGCGCAGAAACUACAACAGUGGGAUAUCUUACAAGACUUCGCUAAGCACGAGAACCUUCAAGAUCUUCUCCUCGAAUGCGCUUGGCGAAGCAUUGAUAUGUGGCAGAGCCAAGAACAGCGCGAGAGCUUAGACUCGAUUGUGAAAGGGGUCAUGGAUGCACCAACAGCCCGACGUGCCUUCUUCCAGAGUUUUAUGUCUUUACUCAAAUUCCACAACAAGCAAGAGACUGCCCAAGAUCUCUCUCGCGUCUGUGACGAGGCCAUACAAUUGUCGAUCAGGAAAUGGCACCAACUUCCAAAGCGCCUAACUGCUGCCCAUAUUCCCCUUCUUCACAACUUCCAGCAACUCGUCGAACUCCACGAUGCCAGUGUUAUUUGUGGAAGCCUAGCAAAUACAAACCAGACGAAUUUGGACGUUAAAUCAGGUGAACUGAAACUUCUGCUUGGAUCUUGGAGGGACAGAUUACCAAAUAUCUGGGAUGACAUAACCGAUUGGCAAGACUUGGUCACUUGGAGACAGCAUAUCUUUGGUUUGAUCAACCAAACAUAUCUCCAGCUUCUCCCUCAACAAGGCCAAGGCGCUAAUGGCGCUUCGUUUGCAUACCGCGGUUAUCAUGAGACAGCCUGGAUUAUCAAUCGAUUUGCCCAUGUUGCCCGCAAGCACAACCUACCCGACGUAUGCAUAAAUCAACUCAGUCGAAUUUAUACUCUCCCUAACAUCGAAAUACAAGAGGCGUUCUUGAAGCUUAGGGAACAGGCGCGAUGCCAUUAUGAGAACCCAGCGGAACUCUCUAGUGGACUCGACGUCAUUAAUAACACUAACCUCAAUUAUUUCAACAACCAGCAAAAGGCCGAAUUCUUCACUCUAAAGGGAAUGUUCUUGGAGAAACUCAGCCAGAAAGAAGAAGCGGACGCAGCCUAUGGCACUGCGCUUUACUAUGAUAUCGGCAAGGCCAAGGCAUGGGCCGAAUGGGGUUACUUCAACGACCGCAAAUUUAAGGAGGACCCUACGGAUCUCAAUUCUGCUAGACAAGCCCUGACUUCCUACUUGCAAGCUAUUGGUAGUUACAAGAGCGGCAAGGCUCGGAAGCUCAUUGCGCGUAUACUCUGGCUCUUGAGUUUGGAUGACUCAAAUGGCACUAUCGCCGCUGGUUUUGAUGAUUACAAAGGAGAGACUCCUGUCUGGUAUUGGAUCACUUUUAUUCCGCAACUCUUGACAGGCAUGGCCCACAAGGAGGCCCCUAAAGUUCAUGCGAUUUUGUUGAAGAUAGCGAAGGCUUAUCCGCAAUCGUUAUACUUCCAACUAAGGACAAACCGUGAAGAUAUGCUCGCCAUCAAGAAGAACCAGGAAGCUAAGGAAAAGGCACGACAACGAGCACAGUCAGCGGCAGGUAGUAACAAGCCGAGUAGCUCGCCGUCCCUAAGCAAGCAGGAAAAUCCUCAGGUGAAACCGGACUCGUCUUCUAGGCCCGCAACCUCCAACGGGGAAGGUAGUGCACAGGCCAAAACAGAACCAUCCGAGGCUAACGGAACACCCAAUGCACCACAAGGAAAUGGUACCACUCCCGCGCCCAAUGCGGAUCAGCAGUCGGCUGGGAAGGAUGGCGCUUCUUCGACACCAGCGCAUAAGAGACCACCCUGGGAGCUCACAGAAGAAAUAAUGUCUGUUCUGAAGACCGCCUUCCCACUCCUUGCGCUCUCCAUGGAGACAAUGGUUGAUCAGAUCCAAAAGUACUUCAAGUGCCCGCCCGACGAGGACGCGUACCGACUAAUUAUAGCACUUCUGAAUGAUGGGCUAGCAUAUGUCAGCCGCAUGCCUGCCUCUUAUGCUAAGGACGUGAAGCUACCAGCUGCUACUGAGACUAACAUCACUCGAUUUGCUGAAACCAUUCUACCCGCACACAUCAAAAAGUCAUUUGAGGCAGAAUUCGUUCAAGUGAAGCCGACAAUGUUUGAAUACAUCCACAAACUCCGAAAAUGGCGCGACAAGUUUGAAGAGAAGCUUGACCGAAGAAAUCCGAAAGCUUACUUGGAGACGUACUCACGUCACCUAAGCGAAUUCCGCUACCAGAAAUUCGACGAUGUCGAGGUCCCCGGUCAGUAUCUACAGCAUAAGGAUAAGAACCAAGAUUUCAUUCGAAUCGAUCGCUUCCUUCCUAAUGUGGAUCUUGUCCGAGGCGUUGGCGGUUCGCAUCGACGCCUCAAGAUCCGCGGCCAUGACGGUAGUAUUCAUUCAUUCGCCGUCCAACAUCCCGCCGCACGACACUGUCGACGAGAAGAGAGAAUUCUACAACUGUUCCGACAUCUAAACCAGACACUUGCCAAGAAGAAGGAAAGUCGACGUCGCGAUCUUCAAUUUACUGUGCCUUUGAUUGUUCCUCUUGCACCACAUAUACGAAUUGUACAAGAGGAUACGUCUUACAUUACACUACAAGGAAUCUACGAAGAUCAUUGCCGACGCAACGGGAUGUCUAAAGACGAGCCGGUCAUGUUUACUAUGGACAAGUUGAGGGGUCUGAUUGAUGCUAAGGCCAGCAGGCCCACUGAGCAGACACAGACGAGCAUGGCACGUCUCGAAGUAUUCACGGCUAUCCAGGAGAAGUGGGUUCCACGCACAGUUGUCCUAGAGUAUUUCCAGAGCAUCUUCCCGGAAUUUUCCGAGUUCUGGUUAUUCCAACGACGCUUCUCUUACCAACUUGCGGCACUCACGUUUAUGACGUACAUCCUUUACAGCACGAACAGGUAUCCUCACAAGAUCCACAUCGCGCGUGGCUCGGGUAAAAUCUGGGGUUCCGAAGUUAUGUCCUUCAUGGCACCCGGAAAACCCUUCUUCCACAAUCCUGAGCCGGUACCAUUUCGUCUCACUCCCAACCUACAAACCUUAAUGGGCCCUCUAGCCACAGAGGGUAUAUUCAGCUGCUCAAUCAUGGCAAUUGCACGAUGCCUGACUGAGCCCGAGUUCGAACUCGAGCAUGCGCUGACGCUAUUUGUCCGAGAUGAAGUGAUUUUCUGGUUUACCAGCAGUCAUAGAACAAUCCAUCUCAACGAGAAUCAACUACGCGAAACAGUUCAGACGAACUGUGACAUGAUCGUCAAGCGCGCCGUAAGCCUAGCACAGAGUCCAGUGGGCAACCUACCGGCGAACCAGACAGUCAUUGAUCUCAUCGCCCGAUCUGUUAACCCCAUGAAUCUGGCGCAAUGCGAUGCUCUUUGGAUGCCCUACCUCUAAAACAAAAAGAAAAAAAAUAUACUCAUGGAAAAUUGCCAAUCAGGCGUGGUGGCUGGGCGGCUCACUUCUCUUCAUUUGCGAUUCGGUUUCACAAAGGGCGAGGCUAUUUUGUAGCAAGGCGUUCGGGGAAAAGGUGCUAAAGGUGCAUGUAAAGAGUUAAAAAGGGUUCGCAACCCAGCUCUAUUCAUCCGUUCAUCGGGUCAAAUGGCCGGCAUAAGGACCUAGGACAAUAUUCUAGUACUUGAGAGGACGAGUACUUUACUCAAGACUUGCUUUGUUGCGG